Pipistrellus nathusii (Nathusius's pipistrelle) is the source of this 693-nucleotide messenger RNA. Lineage: Eukaryota; Metazoa; Chordata; Mammalia; Chiroptera; Vespertilionidae. The record is from the annotation of a GenBank genome assembly.
AUGAACCUGGAUGGGCUGGAGAUGGUCGCCGUGCUUGUGGUCCUCGCUCUGUUUGUCAAGGUCCUGGAGCAGUUUGGCCUCUUUGAGCCUGUCUCCUUGGAAGACAGCGUGGAGGAUGAGUUUGAGCUGGCAACCGUGUGUCACCGGCCCGAGGGUCUGGAUCAGCUGCAAGAGCAAACCAAGUUCACUCGCAAAGAAUUGCAGGUCCUGUAUCGAGGCUUCAAGAACGAAUGUCCCAGUGGAAUUGUCAAUGAGGAGAACUUCAAGCAGAUUUACUCCCAGUUCUUUCCUCAAGGAGACUCUAGCACAUAUGCCACUUUUCUCUUCAAUGCCUUUGACACCAACCAUGAUGGCUCAGUCAAUUUUGAGGACUUUGUGGCUGGUCUGUCAGUGAUUCUUCGGGGAAGCAUCGAUGACAGGCUGAACUGGGCCUUCAACCUGUACGACCUCAACAAGGACGGCUGCAUCACCAAGGAGGAAAUGCUUGAUAUCAUGAAGUCCAUCUAUGACAUGAUGGGCAAGUAUACGUAUCCUGCACUCCGGGAGGAGGCCCCAAGGGAACAUGUGGAGAGCUUCUUCCAGAAGAUGGACAGGAAUAAGGAUGGCGUGGUGACCAUUGAGGAAUUCAUUGAAUCUUGUCAAAAGGAUGAGAAUAUCAUGAGGUCCAUGCAGCUCUUUGACAAUGUCAUCUAG